Trichophyton benhamiae CBS 112371 is the source of this 1236-nucleotide messenger RNA. RefSeq lists its product as uncharacterized. The transcript is spliced from 5 exons. The record is from RefSeq and is a predicted model, not a curated record. NCBI's taxonomy places the organism in Eukaryota, Fungi, Ascomycota, Eurotiomycetes, Onygenales, Arthrodermataceae. Bases 1 to 1236 code for a protein of 411 amino acids.
AUGCAGCUCCAGCAACAGAGACAAGACACAGAUGUGCAACCUAUAUUUGACAAGGAGCCUUCUGCUCAACCGGCUCCAAUUUCUCAGAUACUUCAAGCUCCUGCACCUCAGACCAGCCAACUUCAGGAACCUCCUACUCCUGCUCCUGCUCCUGCUCCUCCACCUCCACCUCCCCCUCCCCCUCCACAGCCGCAGCCCCUGGCCACAAAGGUAGAGUCGUCUCCUCCUAUAUUCCACUUUUGUCCGAACCCUCCUGGCCUAUGCACGUUACGUAAGACACAUGCAGCUCCUGUUGCUAUCAUAUGCACAGCCGGCGUCAUUACCAUCAGGAUUGCCACCAUGGCCAUUGCUACCACCGAGAACCCAGGCUCUAUACCUCCCGAAAGUCUAGGAGCUUCGAUGACGUUCAGGGAACCAUCACCUUUGAGACAAGCUGAGCGUACUGUUGUCAAAAAUGCCAACUCUUGGUCAAUGCCGGCAACUGGGAAUUGGGAUGAUAGCAAUGAACGGGUAAGAAAACCCAGGUCCCCUACACCUUCACCUUCACCAGUGCGAGAAAGACGCUACGCUGAGCCACAUCAACUCUCUUCUUCACUAAGGGGCACACGCCCUCCUCAAGCAAAGAUAUGUCGAUUUGCAUCCGACGAACCACAGAGUCAGCCCAAUGUCCAAUAUCAAACUUGGGAGGAUGACCGCCCCAAAAGGCAGUACAGCCGUGUUAUAUCGCGAGGCGAUGAUAAUAAUAAUGAAGAGAGCGGCUGGUAUGAUACACCGGAGUAUGAGAGACCGAUCUCAAUGCGGCCCUCUAGAAACGUCAGCAUGCAACGACGGCCUUCCCGAGUAGAAACAGAUAGAGCCCCUUCAGAAGUCCUGAUCGUCCCGAAGCCUCGGCGCCAGUUUGAAGUCAGGUAUGGGACAUAUCAACCAGAACAGCAACGGGACUAUGAGUAUAGGGAGCCUCAGCCAGAGACCCGUUUUAGGGAAUGUGAACCCUCAAAUCCCAGGAGAGUGACGACUGUCAACAGACGGAGCUAUGCGUACCCCGUAGUCCGUGAUGAACAGGAAGAAGAUGAUGCAGGCCAGGGGUAUAGUGACCCAAGGUACGAGAAGUGGAAUAAAAGUCGUUAUGCUAGCCAUGAAAUCAUUGAGGGACCUCGAGGGACAUAUAAUCCCCCAGCCGCCCGAGAUCCGAGUGGUCAGCAAUAUAAGGCGCGAGAGAGGUCGGUUGUCUGGUAG